Messenger RNA from Theobroma umbraticum, 1419 nucleotides. RefSeq names its product cocosin 1-like. Lineage: Eukaryota; Viridiplantae; Streptophyta; Magnoliopsida; Malvales; Malvaceae. Gene Ontology annotation, molecular function: nutrient reservoir activity. The record is from RefSeq and is a predicted model, not a curated record.
GUCCCAGAAUCUGUAACCAGAUAAAAACUGAACAUAUAAAUUGUCAGUUAAGGAGAGCAUACAGUUUUAUCUCUUUUCUGGGUAUUUGAUACAUAUUGUGUUACUCUGCAGAAUUAAUAAGCAAGCGCAAAAAGCUAUGAACGUGGACUUAUCUCCCAAGUUUCCCCGAACAUUUGCUGAGGGAGAAGGCGGUGGAUACUACAACUGGGCAAGUGCUGACUCUCCGAUGCUCCGAGAGGCCCAAGUUGCUGCCGGUAAGCUUGUUUUGAAGCCUCGGGGUUUCGCUCUUCCCCAUUAUUCGGAUUGCUCCAAAGUCGGUUAUGUUCUUGAAGGUAAUUGUGGAGUUGGACUGAAAUUAGCGGCCGACCCAAAGGAUAAGAUGGCUUUCAUAGGCCUUAAGAAAGGGGACAUAAUACCAGUUCCACUCGGAUCAGUUUCAUGGUGGUAUAAUUAUGGAAAUUCCGAUGUGGUUAUAGUGUUCCUGGGUGAUACUACUAGGGCCUACGUUCCUGGUGAAAUUACCUACUUCUUGUUAGCAGGACCUCAGGGUCACUUGGCAGCUUUCUCUCCUGAAUUCAUAGCAAGAACUUACCAUAUCAAUGUGGAAAAAGCACAAAAGCUUGCCGAUAGCCAACAGAGCGUUUUUUUCAAGAAGCUUGGCCAAGAAGAAGCAGAAGGCAUCCCGAAGCCUUCCGAGGACCUCGUAAACAUUUGGACCCAGAACAUUGAUAGUGCAUCUCCUGAUGUUCAAGUCAAGAAUGGAGGCAAAUCCACCACGCUGACAGGAACUAAAUUUCCUUUUCUUGGAGAAGUCGGGCUAAAUGUAACUCGCUUGGUACUUGAACCCAAUGCCACUCGAGCACCGGCCUAUGCAUCUGAUGCACAAGUAUUCUACGUUGCAAAAGGAAGUGGUCAAGUACAAAUUGUCGGUCUUCAAGGCAAGCUUUGUUUGAACACCAUAGUUGAGACUGGCCAAAUAUUUGUUGUGCCAAGUUUUUUCAUGGUCACCUUCUCAGCGAAUGGAGAAGGAAUGGAGUUGGUCUCUAUUGUAACAUCUCCACGACCUGCCACCGGUGAAUUAGCCAGUAAAAAUUCGGUUCUGAAUACAAUUCCCUCAAUUCUGCAAGUCAGCCUUAAUCUGACUCCGGAGCUUAAUCAACAUUUCCGGCAGAUGAUGGAAACUGGCACAAUCAUUGUCCCUCCAACGAACUUGGACCAGGCUUAAAGCCGACGAAGAAAGCUAUGGAUGUACUUUGUGCAUUGUCUUUUUUUUUGUUUGUGUACGUGCGAAUUCAUUUUAUUUUUUUUUAUUUAUAAUAAACUCAUGGAGUGUUUUUAUAUAUAAAGUUUUCACUUUUUAAAUAUUUUAAUAAUGUAAGAUAUUUGAACUUUAUAAAAUACUCUAUUUUUCAACACAAA